Molecule: messenger RNA, 1755 nt
Organism: Panthera uncia (snow leopard)
Lineage: Eukaryota; Metazoa; Chordata; Mammalia; Carnivora; Felidae
Product: DNA dC->dU-editing enzyme APOBEC3
Exons: 8
Coding region: 155-1468 (437 amino acids)
Biological process (GO): defense response to virus; DNA cytosine deamination; cytidine to uridine editing
Cellular component (GO): P-body; cytoplasm; nucleus
Molecular function (GO): zinc ion binding; cytidine deaminase activity; RNA binding
Source: RefSeq, a predicted model, not a curated record
AGGCUUCAGAGGAAAGACGAGUCUGACCCGAGGCAGUGCAACCACCUGAGGUCUCCCCUGAGAACAAAGCAGGAAGGAGGUGGGGCUUCUGAAGAGGCAGCCUGGGAGGUCACUGUCACACUGGGGCUUUCCCAAACCAAGGCUGGAGAGAGGAAUGGAGCCCUGGCGCCCCAGCCCAAGAAACCCAAUGGACAGGAUAGAUCCUAAGACCUUCCAUUUCCAGUUUCCAAACCUGCGCUACGCUUCUGGGCGGAGACUCUGUUAUCUCUGCUUCCAAGUGGAGAGAGACUACUUCUAUUAUAAUGACAGCGACUGGGGAGUUUUUCGGAACAAGGUCCAUCCCUGGGCUCCAUGCCAUGCAGAACAGUGCUUCCUCUCUUGGUUCCGUGACCAGUAUCCGUACCGUGAUGAGGAUUACAAUGUCACCUGGUUCUUAUCCUGGAGCCCCUGCCCCACCUGUGCAGAGGAGGUGGUCGAGUUCCUGGAGGAGUACAGGAACUUGACGCUGAGCAUCUUCACCUCCCGCCUCUACUACUUCUGGCACCCAAAUUACCAGGAGGGGCUUUGCAAGCUAUGGGACGCAGGGGUCCAGCUGGACAUCAUGUCCUGUGAUGAGUUUGAAUACUGUUGGGACAACUUUGUGUACCACAAGGGAAAGCGCUUCCAGAGACGGAAUCUGUUAAAAGAUUAUGAUUUCCUGGCUGCAAAGCUUCAAGAAAUCCUUAGUCCCGGCCAACAAAGAAAAAGAGACUGGCCCUUCCCUCCCCGCCCAGGGGCCCAAGUAGACCCAAGGAGUUGGGUUCAGGAGGUGACAGAGCCUGGGAUAAACACCAGAAGACACCCUCUGCACCUUUUGGUUUCCUUCCUCUUGCCCAGACCCACAAUGAAUCCACUACAAGAAGACAUAUUCUACCGUCAGUUUGGCAACCAGCACCGGGUCCCAAAGCCCUACUACUACCGGAGGAAAACCUACUUGUGCUACCAGCUGAAGCUGCCCGAAGGCACCCUAAUUGACAAAGACUGCCUUCGAAACAAGAAAAAGCGCCAUGCAGAAAUAUGCUUUAUUGACAAGAUCAAGUCACUGACGCGGGACACAUCCCAGAGAUUCGAAAUCAUCUGCUAUAUCACAUGGAGCCCCUGCCCCUUCUGUGCUGAGGAACUGGUUGCGUUUGUCAAAGACAACCCCCACCUCAGCCUGCGGAUCUUUGCCUCCCGCCUGUACGUCCACUGGCGCUGGAAGUAUCAGCAGGGGCUGAGACACCUGCACGCAUCCGGGAUCCCAGUGGCUGUCAUGAGCCUCCCAGAGUUUGAGGACUGCUGGAGGAAUUUUGUGGACCACCAGGACAGGUUGUUCCAGCCCUGGCGCAACCUGGACCAAUACAGUGAAAGCAUAAAACGUAGGCUUGGGAAGAUCCUGACGCCCCUGAAUGAUUUAAGGAAUGAUUUCAGAAAUUUGAAACUUGAAUGACCAUCAGCCCUCCCCCCACCACCCACCCUGUUCCUGCAGCAUCUCAAUGCUUCAUAAACUGCUGACUCUUAGGAGCAAGUCGUGACCUCCAUGUGCACCCCGGACCCUCCUCCCCGAGUCCAGGAAGCCUUUCUUUUCCCCUUCAUUCUUCUGUUUUCUUUUAUAAGUGGGUAUAUAUUUUUGUAAUUGAAAAAAUAAAGAUGAUUUUCAAGUCUGUAAAACUUGGGUUACUUUCUGAAAGGGAAGUCAGGGCUUUCCUUCGUAAAAAAAUGAGCUUAAAGGAUUUU